Frankliniella occidentalis (western flower thrips) is the source of this 2350-nucleotide messenger RNA. Its product is annotated as feline leukemia virus subgroup C receptor-related protein 2. Gene Ontology annotation, cellular component: membrane. Gene Ontology annotation, molecular function: heme binding; heme transmembrane transporter activity. NCBI's taxonomy places the organism in Eukaryota, Metazoa, Arthropoda, Insecta, Thysanoptera, Thripidae. The coding region runs from base 171 to 1598 and encodes 475 amino acids. The record is from RefSeq and is a predicted model, not a curated record. The transcript has 10 exons. Gene Ontology annotation, biological process: transmembrane transport; heme export.
AGCGAGCCCGGCCCGCACCGGCGCACCAGCCCAGUCAAAGCGAGCGUGCGCGGAUUUUGUUUUCGCGGUGCGCGAAUUCAAGCCCAUGUGGCGUGAUCGUCGCGUUUCGACAACCAGCUAAAUACGAACUGUUCAAAAGUGUGUUAGAUUCGGUUUGUGAAAUCUGUGCGAUGAGAAACAAACGCGCAUAUACACUGCAUAACUUUCUUGUUGACAAAAAAGCAGCAGGCAUGACCGAGUCCAUCAUAACGCCAGCCGCCUCGGUGGCUGACAUCCGAGUGUAUGGCCGGCGGUGGGUCAUCUUGGCCCUCUUCUCACUGGUCCUCAUGCUGAACUCGAUGCCGUGGUCACAAUACACCGUGCUGGAGGACGUGGUCACGGAGUACUAUGGUGUCAGCAGCAGCCAAGUGGAGUGGACAGGACUCGUGUACAAUGUUACGGCCAUGGUGCUGGUGCUGCCCGCCGCCUGGUUCCUAGAGAAGUAUGGCGUGCGCGCUGCUGUUACCGUUGGUAUCGUCGGCACCACUCUGGGGCUGUCAGUGCGCAUUGUGGGCUGCUGGCCACGUCAUUUCUGGGCGGUGAUUGUCGGGCAGGCUAUCGUAGGUGCAUCCACUAACUUUUUGACCUCUGCACCUACUAGAGUCGCGGCCCUAUGGUUUCCAGCUAAGGAGGUUUCAUCGGCCUUGGCAGCCACCAUGAUAGGUCAAACGGGUGGAGUCUGUCUUGGUUCUCUACUUGCACCACUCUCCGCGCGCGGUACGUGGACAAGGCAAGACAACUUUUGGGGGUUUUUAACUCUGAACGGAAGCAUGGCGGUAGCAGGUUUUCUUUUACUUCUGGCCAUCUUAUUCUUCUUCCAGAAGGCUCCACCUCAUCCCCCAUCCAGCUCGCAAGCUACAGCCCAAGUUUUACUGCAACCUGGAGAAUACUUUAAAUCAGUUCGGCGCAUAAUGAAAAACGGUAGCUUCCUCCUGCUGCUGCUUUCGUUUAACAUUAUCGUAAGCGUGUACGUCUCCGUCACCACUUUGCUCAACAGAGACGUCAUGUCUUAUUUUCCAGACCAUGUAUCAGAAACUGGAGUUCUUGCCAUGCUUCUAACGUUAACUGGAGUGAUUGCCACGUUCGCUUUCGGAAUUUUGUUAGACCGGACGAAAAAGUUUAAAGAACUCUCAGUCCUAUCAUAUUUUGGCUGUCUCGUCUCUCUCGCGCUGUACUCGGCGACAAUAAGUUUGACCUCAAUGAAGGUGUUAUACGUGGCUGUUGGCAUCAUGGGUGCUUUCCUGGCAUCCUGCUUUGUCCCUGCUUACGAGUGGGCCAUAGAAUUAACAUACCCAGAGUAUGAGGGCAACUCCGCGUCACUGCUGAACUGGAUUGUGCAGCCCUGCUCUCUCAUCACCACCCUGGCGUACAGCCGCGUCUUCUCCACGUGGGGCCCUCACGCGGCUCACGGCCUGCUAGUGGGGCUCACUUUUGCCGGACUCGUCGCGCAGAUCUGCAUCCCAAAGCGCUACAGGCGGCUAGAGGCUGAGCGGGCAAUCCCCGACACACAGGGCAUCGACAACCCAGCUGUCGAUCCAGACACAAUCGACUGCACGUGAAGAGUCCGGUGUCCGGCUGGCACCACUGAGGGAAUGGACUGUCAUGGACACCUGAAUGUAGUUUUAUUCCGUCUCUAAUCAGUUGGAUUUUGCCCCGAGACCCGAGACCUUCCGCAUCCCACGCCCACGGGGACUGUCGUGAGGAUAAGAGACCUUCUAGCGGGCGAGCCCUCGGGCGAGCCUCCUGUGGGGUAGCAACGAAGUGUUAUUUUUACUUGAAGUGCACUGCACAACCGGGGGGAUAGUAGGCGAAAACAGGAGCGCUUCAGACAGCCACUUCAGCGGCACCGCUCGACAUGUUGCUAUAGGCAACAUUCCUGUCGAGCACCUCGCGAUUAUCCAGGUCAAUGAGUUGGCGGAAGAGUUUCUUCACUCGCGAACAUUCCCAGAGUUGUCUACCGUUUAAGAUUGAGUACUCUCUCAAAUGUAUGUGAAUUAAAGUGCAUGUCUGCACUGAAUUAUGUACAAUAAUACUUUUAUACCAACACAAUACAAUUUUGGAUGUUACACAACAUGUACAGUCAAAGCAAAAACAUGUGUAUAUUUUAUUGUGUUGUUUUUUAUAGCUCCAACGCUGUAAAACCCGUACUAUGCAAACCAUAAAGCUCAACUAAAAGUAUUUUAAGUUCGAUUGUAAUACAAUUUUACUUUAUCUUAACGAGUAACACCGAGAGUAACACACAAAUUAACUGUGAAGUUUUUUUUUCCUUUUCAUAGUAAUAAAAAACAGUUCUUGUUACCUGAGAAACGAA